Lytechinus pictus (painted urchin) is the source of this 3606-nucleotide messenger RNA. RefSeq names its product CD63 antigen-like. The record is from RefSeq and is a predicted model, not a curated record. The transcript has 8 exons. Gene Ontology annotation, cellular component: plasma membrane. NCBI's taxonomy places the organism in Eukaryota, Metazoa, Echinodermata, Echinoidea, Temnopleuroida, Toxopneustidae. The coding region runs from base 512 to 1264 and encodes 250 amino acids.
AUUAACGAAAAUGGAAAGAUAUGGACAACCCCGAACUAUCUUAUUAGGCAAAGGUAAAAGUUCGUUGAUAACGAGAAAAAUUAUAAGCAAUUGCAUUUAUUGUAUGGGUUAAUUUAUUCCUACAUUCAAUUUGCUCAUUGUUCUUUUAAAAGAAAUCAUACAAUUUUGAAGUCGAUGAUUUUUUUCGGGUCUCCGUUGUAAAUUAUCGUAAGAAACUAGGGAACAAAGAAGAAAAUAGUUACAAUAAUUCACACUAAAAAUUAAUAAUUAAAAAUGUAGUGGAGAAACGCCCAUGUGGUUUGCGUUUUUUGUACGUGACCUUCUUGAGUCAUAUCUCUACAUACCGUAUCCCUAACAACGCCCCUAAGAAAGCAAAAACCCAAACAACAGUCUGUGAUAAUUACUUCAUUCAGAACUGGGAGUGCUAUUCACUAAGCUAUAUAAUUUGUGUGUCUGUAUUCGACUAUUCAUUGUAUUUUUUUGGCUAAGUAAGUAUAGAAAUAAAUUCAAAAUGGUUGCCGGCUGUGGACCAAAAAUCGCCAAGCUUUUCUUAUUCAUCUUCAACUUUAGCAUAUGGGCAGCCGGUAUCGCCCUUAUAACCGUCGGGUCCUACGUGACUGCCAAACAGGCAGACUAUCAAGAGCUAUUUGCGGAGGACACCUUGGUGAUUGUUUGUGCUUUGACAAUAGCCAUAGGAUGUUUCACUUUCAUUGUGGGAUUCUGCGGGUGCUGUGGUGCAAUGAAAGAAGGCGUCUGCCUCUUGAAAUUGUACUGGUUCUUGAUGCUGCUAAUCAUUUGCGGGGAGAUUACUGCAGGUGUCUUGGCAUUCGUUUACAAUGAACAGAUUGAAGAAAGCAUGUUGAAAGGAAUGACUACAACUAUUAAUGAAAGUUAUCCAGAAACAGAAGCAUCUAGGGAAGCAGUAGACGGUGUCCAAGAAGCGUCGAAGUGUUGUGGUGCGAGUGGAUACGAUGAUUACCUAGGCUGCAAGAACUGUCCUAUAAACGAAGCGGUACCCGAGUCGUGCUGCAUACCAGUAGAGGACGGCGGAGAUUUAGUGCAAUGUAAGAUUGGUCCAAAAGGUGUGCCACUUUAUCCAGAUCUCGUCUAUGGCGUGGGUUGCGUUGAAGCAUCAAUUGAAAUAGUUCAGGACAACUUUAUUCUCAUUGGCGCAGUUUGUAUGGCUCUUUUGGUAUUUGAGAUUCUGACAAUGGUCUUCACCUGUUGCGUAAUCGAUGGCAUACAGAAGGGAGAAUUUGCUUGAGUCGAUAAUCUGGAGCAAGCAAAUUCGGAUUUCCAUGAAAUUUAAGUGACUGGUUAAUUAUUAUAAACUUACUAAUUGACGUCUAUUCAUGCCGGUUAAUUCAUUCGUUUUAAGUGCAUAAAUCAUAUACUAAUUAUGUACGUCGUAAAGAGGGGGGGGGGGUAAAUAAUGUACAAUAUGUGAGCAUAAUUUAUGGACAUAAUGAUUAUAUGCUAUGUUUUUGGAAGAUGUUCUUUUUUUUAUAAACGCAAGCCGCUUCAAAGUUACCAUGGAAACCUGUACAAAAUAUUAAUGAUACCCGUCAUUGACACGAAAGAAUAGAAAAUAAUUAAUUACGAUAACAAAUACAGCAAUUAAUGAAUAAAAUCAUACAUAGCUUCAUGCGUAGGCAGUUUGUCUAUGAUAGAUUUAAAACUGAAACAUAGAGGGCGUGAUUUCCUGCUACAAACCUAAACUCAGAUCCAGUUAUAGCCGACAACUUCAGCAGUUGAAUUGCGUUGCAGCGUUGAAAAAUGCAAGCCUAAUCGGCAAAUCGUAAACAUAGUUUUCGUUUUCCUCCAUGCAUAUGCUGUGGACCCAAGCCAAUUAAUUAUCUCCUUCCGUCUACAUUAUGUCCAUCGAUCUGACGAGUGCUCAGUCAUGUCGUCAACUUUUUUAUUCUUUAUUUAUAUCACCUGUACUAUUUUCGAAUAAUUGUAAAUAUGAAGUGAUUUUAAUGUAUUUUAAAAAAAGGAAGGUAAUGGCUAUAAAAUGGAUAUCUUUCCCGGAACUAAGAUUUAUGAUGCAUGCUUUGAAGAAUACAUGUUUUGCUUCACAUUGAAUAAGAAAGGAAAACGCAUUGUGAGGCCAUUAACGUUUUUUAGCCAACAUAUUUUGUUGCUUUUUAUUGUAAUUUUGUACUACCACCCCAUUCCACAGAGGGUAGACCUUUAAGGACCUUCGAAAGACCAAAAAAUUGGCAAUGUCUUACAGCAGUCUCCUAGAUUACUGAAAUUCGUCAUCUCUGUGGAAUGGCUCAGAAAGACCCAUCAAGGAACUCUGAAGAAGGGAUUGGUACUUCUUGUCUUACUGGGCUUAGACUGUCUUAUAUAGAGAUCUUUCAAUGGUCUUUCAGAGAUCUUUUAUGCAACAAGUGAUCUUUCAUAAUUCUUUCCAUGGGCUUUGCCUGGUCUUUCAAUGAUCUCUCAUGAGCCUUACAGUGAUCUCCGCAAAAAUCUUGAGAGACUGUCGAAAGAUCAUGGAAAGACUAAUCAGAACUUUGAAAGUUCAUCGAAAGACCACUGAAAGACUGCUGAAAGACCACCAAAAGACCAAUUUACUGUAAGACCGCUGAAAAAAUUGUUAUGAACCUUUUAAAAAAGUUUUGGUGCUCAUGGAGACUAUGAAGACCACUGAGAGAUCCACCAGGAAUCCUGAAAGACCUCGGAGACCUUUGAAAGUUCGUUGAAAGACUUUUGAAAGAUCAAGCAAGUUUCAUGGUCUUACAGCAGUCUUCAGAGGUCUUGCUCUCUGUGGAAUGGAGGUUGUAGGCUUAUUAUACAUGUAGAUGUAUACCAUAGUGAUUAUAAUCAUAUUUGUGAUGCUACUUGCUCGUGAUUAUGUGAGCAUCAAAAUCUUCAUGACUUUUCGCUUAAAUGAAGAAAAUGCAAUUGGCUACCAUUUCAAAGGAAAUUGAGGUCGUUCAGCUUAUAUGAAUAACGAAUUCUCUGAAUUUUCUGAGUUUUAUUUGGGAGCUUGGAUAUCAUGCAGUGUUGCAUGUGUAACUAAUUUGCGUGAUAUUUUCGUAUACUUUUACUUUUAGAUAUAUUACUUAAUCAUCAUUUUAUUAAUAUAAUGUCUGUAUCGGUAGUCAAGUUACAUAGGAAGUCAAAAUAUGAGCAAACUUGACAGUUUGAAAAUCCAUUCUGGAUGAUAUCUGAUAUGCUGCCAUCACAUGCCUGUAGAAUGUAGGGGUAUUUUUUUUCUGCCCAAGCUGUACCAAAACAUUGCGAUGAAGGUUUUUUUUGCCGAUAUGUAUAUUGUAUAUCGUGAUAUCAAUUUUUAGCUGAUUUUGAUAAAACCUUUGUACAUAUACCAAAUACUAAUGUAGGCAGUUACGUCAUGAAGGGAGCAAAUAAAAAAAGAAGGAGGUGGAAUUUUAUGAAAUAUUUUGUAGUUGUUAUUUUUCUACCGCUGUACCGAUGUUGGUUCGAUAGUCAAAUAUACAAUGUGAGAGAAGGAGAGAGAGGAGGAAGGGGGAGCUGGAGAGGAAGAGAGAGAACGAAAAGUAGAGAGAUCAUGACGGGGAUGAAUCGUAUAAUGAUGGAGCGGAAUAAUGCAAUAAAAGAUGAGUAUAAUCAUUC